AUGGAAACACUCGAGUGCCCUUUCUCAAAAGAGAUAUGGAAAACUUUGGUUGGUGGAAUUUUGGAAACAGACUUCACGUCAACUUGGUCAGAUAUUAUGGAGCUCAUGACUCAACCUUCUCUAAACCCCACCGUAGCUUUCAUCCUAAGAUACGCCUUCCAAGCAGCAAUUCACGCAAUCUGGGGUGAAAGAAAUGGAAGGAGACACGGAGAUGACCCUGCUCCGCUUGCUGUCAUUGCAAAGAAAAUUGACACUACAGUUCGUAACAGACUAAGCACAAUCAGAAGUGAAGGAGUGAUGAAGCAGGAAGCUGGAUUGAGGAUUUGGUUUGCUACAAGGAGAGCUCCUUAA
This is a messenger RNA of Eutrema salsugineum, 351 nucleotides long. RefSeq lists its product as uncharacterized. The record is from RefSeq and is a predicted model, not a curated record. NCBI's taxonomy places the organism in Eukaryota, Viridiplantae, Streptophyta, Magnoliopsida, Brassicales, Brassicaceae. The transcript has a single exon. Bases 1 to 351 code for a protein of 116 amino acids.